ACAUUAGACUCCCAGUGUGAAAUAGGGAGCAUGAAGCUAGAUAUUGUGGCCUUGGAGCAGAAUUACUUUGAAGCUGAGAAAGUACGGAAAGAAGCUCUCCAAGAAAAAGCUAGAACAACUCAGUUGAUCCGAGAGCUUGAGGGUCAAUUUCAAGAUGCUCAGAAAGUUAUUGAACACCUAGAAUGGGAAAAUAAAGAGCUACGGGAAAAGCUCAAGACAUUAGAUACAAAUUUUAGGACAUUUUCGCAAAAGCUUGAAAAGCGGUUUGCAAAGCAUGCUUCACAACUCAAUGUAAAACCAUUGUUUGAUGAACUAGAGAGCAAAUUCACUUUGUCAGAAGAAAUGAGCACUUGUGAAGAAAUCAUAAGCUCACUGGUUUCAAAGUUUGAAAUGCUUCUGGGGCCAAACAAAUAUAUUAUGGACAAAAUGCAAACAAUGGCAAAGCAAAUUGAAGAAUAUGAGCUUAUGGUGAAGCAGCUAAAGGAAGAGUUGAGAGAAGAAAAGUUGAAAGCAAAAGAUGAAGCAGAGGAUUUAGCUCAAGAAAUGGCUGAACUUAGGCACCAUAUUACCGGCUUGUUAGAAGAAGAGCGUGAACUCCGUGCUUGCAUUGAACAGGCAUCUCUACAUAGAAUUGCUGAAUUAGAGGCACAGGUACUGGUAUUAGUUUACUGAUACACUGCAUCACAUGAGAUGAUUGCAUUUUUUUUUUCUAAAAUAUUGUGAUUCGUGUCAGGUUAAUAAAGUACAAGGAAGACCCUUGGAUGCAAUCAAACAUCUCGAUGGAGCAUAGGAGUCUGGUGAUAUUUCAAUGUGAGUGAAGUUUCAUGCCAAAUGUGAAGAAAUCAAUUGACAAAUUUUGGAGAACCUAUUCGAGCUGGUAUUUGUGAAGGUUUUUUGGAUUAUGCAUUAUAGAUUGCCAUAGUCACCUUGUACAUUCGAUGGGAUAGAAGUUAAUUUGCUGGAAUUAUAGCUGAGGGUUGGAGUAUCAAUGAGGGAAAGCUGACUGCUAGACAUGGAAUAUGCAGCAACAUACUGCAGAAUGAAGGGGCUGUGAUAUUGGUUUUUAUAGCUUUAAGGUUCUUUUUUCUCUCUGAUUAAAUGUGUUGAUUGACCAAUUGAGUCGAUUUUUGAACAUUCACUUUUGAAGCAACGCUCUGCCCUCUCAAGGUUGGGUCAAGUAGUUCGAUAGAUGAGUGUGUGUGUGAGGGUGCCCUAGGUUCCUGUCCAAAGUGUAUCUUAUUUUGUAGGAAACAUAUAAAAUAAAGAAAUUAUCUCGAGCAA
Cannabis sativa is the source of this 1281-nucleotide messenger RNA. RefSeq lists its product as uncharacterized. NCBI's taxonomy places the organism in Eukaryota, Viridiplantae, Streptophyta, Magnoliopsida, Rosales, Cannabaceae. The annotation marks the transcript as partial. The transcript has 3 exons. The record is from RefSeq and is a predicted model, not a curated record.